GGAACAAGAAUAGAGGAGAAACCUAAUUGGGACACUUGUUGCAGUGACAAUUGUCUGAGAGGGGAUUUCUUUUACAAUUACAAUCUUGUACAUCUUUUUUUCUGCAGGCUGCAGUCUGCAAAUGAUGGUCAUAAAUACCCUAGAUCCCAGACCUUGCCAAUAAUACGAGCCAAAAAUGCACUUUCCAAUCCCAAGCUACUACAGAUAAUAGAGCUUACAACUUCAAUAACAAGUAAUUCUAAUGAAACUGACAUUGUGCACCACAUUGACUUGGAUGCCAAUAUUGCCACAGAGGUCUGUCUUACUGUUCUUGACCUCUUGUGCCUCUUCAACCAGAGCCACCAGUUCCCUAAUGCAUUCUUCCAGGGACAAGCUGACCUUUGUGGGCCUUUCUGCUAUGAAGUUCUCAAAUGUUGCAACCAUCGGUCACGAUCUACUCAGCAUGAGGCUUCGGCCCUCCUCUAUUUCUUCAUGAGGAAGAACUUUGAGUACAACAAACAGAAGUCAAUUGUCAGAUCGCAUCUUCAGCUUAUUAAAGCAGUAAGUCAACUGAUUGCAGAUGCGGGCAUUGGGGGAUCUCGAUUUCAACACUCUCUGGCAAUUAUCAACAACUUUGCUAAUGGAGACAAGCAGAUGAAGAAUACCCUGUUUCCGGCAGAGGUAAAAGAUCUAACCAAGAGGAUCAGAACAGUUUUAAUGGCAACUGCCCAGAUGAAAGAACAUGAGAAAGAUCCUGAGAUGCUAGUGGACCUUCAGUACAGCUUGGCAAACUCUUAUGCCAGCACACCAGAGCUACGUAGGACCUGGCUAGAGAGCAUGGCCAAAAUCCAUGCUAGAAAUGGAGACUUAUCUGAGGCAGCCAUGUGUUAUGUUCACAUUGCCGCAUUGAUUGCUGAAUACUUGAAACGGAAAGGUUACUGGAAAAAUGAAACCAAUCAGACAACAAGCAUGCUGCUGGAAGAGGAACAUUCUUCUGAUUCUAAUCAAUUACUAAUCUCCAUGGGUGCAAAGAGUUUGUUCUCCAUGGGAUGGCCAGCCUUUCAGAGUAUCACACCAAAUAUUAUGGAAGAAGGUGCAAUGAAAGAAGACUCAGGGAUGCAGGAUACCCCAUAUAAUGAGAGUACUCUGGUAGAGCAGCUUGACCUGUGCGUUGACUAUCUCUGGAAAUCUGAAAGAUAUGAGUUGAUUGCUGAUGUUAGCAAGCCAGUCAUUGCUGUGUUUGAAAAGCAGAGAGACUUCAAGAGACUGUCAGAGCUCUAUUACCGCAUUCACCGAUCCUAUCUAAAAAUUGCAGAGGUGGUAAACGCAGAGAAAAGGCUGUUCGGACGUUAUUAUCGAGUCGCUUUUUAUGGCCAGUUUGUAGGGUUUCUUUGAAGAGGAGGAAGGAAAAGAGUACAUUUAUAAAGAACCCAAAUUAACAGGGUUGUCAGAGAUAUCGCAAAGGUUGCUCAAGCUCUAUACUGAUAAGUUUGGAGCAGACAAUGUAAAAAUCAUUCAGGAUUCCAACAAGGUGAAUCCCAAAGAUCUAGAUCCUAAGUUUGCUUACUUUCAAGUCACAUAUGUCACACCUUACUUUGAUGAGAAAGAGCUGGAAGACAGAAAGACAGAUUUUGAGAGGCAUCAUAAUAUCAGCCGGUUUGUGUUUGAGACUCCAUUCACUCUAUCAGGGAAGAAACAUGGCGGAGUGGAGGAGCAAUGCAAGAGGCGCACAGUACUGACCACCAGUCACUCGUUUCCAUAUGUGAAAAAACGUAUUCAAGUUGUAAGCCAAACAAGCACAGAACUUAAUCCUAUUGAAGUGGCUAUAGAUGAAAUGUCCAAAAAAGUUCAGGAGUUGCACCAGCUCUGCACUAUGGAUGAUGUGGAUAUGAUAAGACUGCAGCUGAAGCUUCAGGGGAGUGUCAGUGUCAAGGUAAACGCUGGACCUAUGGCAUAUGCUCGAGCCUUUCUAACAGAAACAAAUGCCAACAAUUACCCAGAAAGCCAAGUGAAGCAUCUUAAAGAAAUUUUCAGACAAUUCGCAGACACCUGUGGUCUAGCUCUGGAAGUGAAUGAACGGCUGAUAAAAGAGGAUCAACUAGAGUACCAAGAAGAGAUGAAAGCUCAUUACAAGGACAUUCUGGCCGAACUCUCUGAAGUCAUGAAUGAGCCGGUGAGAUAA
Staurois parvus is the source of this 2161-nucleotide messenger RNA. The record is from the annotation of a GenBank genome assembly. NCBI's taxonomy places the organism in Eukaryota, Metazoa, Chordata, Amphibia, Anura, Ranidae.